AUGGGAGACUGCAGCCCCGCCGAGCUGCCCAAUCCUGAGCUGAUCACUUUUAAUAAAGGCCUUAAAAAGGAGAAGAAGUCUCCUGGCCCUGUUUAUGACUGUUCUCCAUAUGCUGCACAUCUCUAUGAUGCAGAAAACCCACGGACCCUGCUGAGAAGCCUACCAGGACUUUGUAUUGACUACUGCUACUCUGCCAUCCACCUGCUGACUGGUGACAAACAUAUCCAGGAGUGCUGCAAGAUGAACGGGACCCACUUCUGCCACCUCCUGCAGCUCCAUGAUGAGGACUACUGUUUCCCCCAGGUGCUGCAGAACUUGUUCCUGAGCUGCAGCCUGGGCUUGCUGCUGGAGCUGUGUCCAGCUGGCUGUGUCCAGCUGUGCCUGGCUGAGGUUGCCAGUGGCCUGAGGAAGCCGGUGCUGUUUGCCCACACUGCUGACGGGACCCACCGCGCCUUCACAGCCGAGCAGCUGGGCCUCAUCCGGACUUGCCUGCCCAAUGGCAGCUGGCUGGAGGAGCCAUUCCUGGAUAUUCAGAGCCUGCUGCUGGCUGCCCCAUGGCUAGUGGAUAAGAGGGGCUUCCACCCCAAGCAGAAGGACAAGGGGGAGUUCUAUAUCUGUUACUCACACAUGGUUAAGAAACGAGUGAGAAAGAGCAGGAUCAAUGAAUUGAAGGUUUUGGCAUCUGAUGCCAACAAAAUUGACCCAAGCUCUGAAAGGAUUCUCCUGGAGCUUGAGGAACCAGCUGCAAAAGACCCUUUUGGAAAAUUUGGGAAUACUCAGAACAAGAGCACUUUGUUGGGGAAAGUGUUGAGGAUUGAUGUGGAUGGAAGAAACCCUGAUGGAAAGCCUUACCACAUCCCUCCUGAUAAUCCAUUCAUGUCUGAUCCCAAAGCCUGCCCAGGGGUUUAUGCCUAUGGAGUCAGUAAAUGGUGCUGUGCAAUGGACAGAGGGGACCCUAUCACAAAAAAAGGAAGAGGGAGGAUAUUCUGUGGGGAUGUCGGGUAGAACAGGUUUGAGGAAAUCAACCUCAACUUCACUGUUAAAGGAGGGAACGAUGGCUGGAGAGCAAAGGAGGGGUUUGAAUGCUUCAACACAAAGCUUUGCCACAACUCCUCCAUGGAUGACACUCUGCCAAUAUUAUCAUAUGGCUGCAGUGUGGGCAAGUCAGUUACUGGAGGCUUUGUCUACAGGGGAUGUGAAUCACCCAACUUGAAUGUCCUUUAUAUUUUUGGUGAUUUCCUGGGCAGUUGAUUUAUGGCUUUACAGGAAGAUAAGAAGACAAAUAAAUGGAAGAAACAGGAUAUCUCUGUUGGCAGUACAACAUCUUGUGCUUUCCGUGGAAUGAUCAGCUCCUACAGCAAAUUCAUCAUCUCCUUUGCUGAGGAUGAAGCAGGUGAACUGUAUUUUAUGUCUACUUCUUAUCCCAGUGCCUAUACACCAUGUGGAUUGCUCUACAAGCUCAUCGAUCCUGCAAGGUUUAUGCCUGUAUCUGCACCAGGGAAGUGUAAAUACAAGCCUGUUCCAAUGAAAACAGACAGCAAACAGAUACCAUUUCUUCCAUGA
Messenger RNA from Zonotrichia leucophrys gambelii, 1563 nucleotides. It is a transcript of the gene HHIPL2, whose product is annotated as HHIP like 2. NCBI's taxonomy places the organism in Eukaryota, Metazoa, Chordata, Aves, Passeriformes, Passerellidae. The record is from RefSeq and is a predicted model, not a curated record.